AAAUAAAUUAUUUAAGAUUGGAUGUGUUAUGAGUUAUCCAAGAAGCAAAAGAAAAAGAAAAAAUGACAUUAAAGAAUCUCCAAGUGUAGGUUGCUACGUCGCCGACGUGUACCCUUCAUGCCAACGGAGCAGCAACCGCUUAACCACCGCGCGCCACCGCAAACUUUAUUUUUCCCACCGCCGAAACUCCAUUAUCAAAUAAACCUAUAUAUUGUUUUGUCCGUUUCAACGUGCAAAGACAAAAAUUACUGAAUUUCAAUCAAUCUACUUUCUGUUUCAACAAAUCAUGAGUCAAGGACAGCCGCAGAGGUCGCCGGAGCCCGUCAAAUACGGCGACGUCUUCAACGUCUCCGGCCAACUCGCUUCGCAGCCCAUCACCCCACAAGAUGCCGCCACAUUGCAGGCGGCCGAGACUGCCGUCUACGGCAAGACCAUCAAGGGUGGUCCCGCCGCGGUCUUGCAAUCAGCCGCAGACUUCAACGAGCGGUGCGGCGUGGUUGGCCACGACGACAUGACCGGCGCCGUCAGAGACCGCGGCGCCACUGUUGCCGAAGCUGAUGUCGGCGGCUACCGUAUCGUUACCGAAGCUGUUGGUGGACAAGUGUUGGGGCAAUACGGUGUGCCGUUGGAGAUGGAAACUGAUCACUCUAAAUCUACGGUGGCGUCGGGAGAUGAUGACGCAGUCACCAUCGGAGAGGCGCUGGAGGCAACAGCCCUCUCCGCCGGAAACAAGCCGGUUGAUAAGAGUGAUGUUGCCGCGAUACAGGCGGCGGAGGUUCGCGCCACCGGGCUCGGCCACGUCGUGGCCGGCGGCGUCGGAGCGGAAGCCCAAUCUGCGGCCGCACACAACAUGCAGACCACGAGGGAUGAGGAGAAGACCACGCUCGCCGACGUUUUAACCGAUGCGAGCGACAAACUGAUUGGGGAUAAGGCGGUGACGAGCUCAGAUGCGGAGAGGGUGAUAUAUGCGGAGCUGAGGAACAAGGAUGAUCCAUCCACGAACCCCGGCGGCGUCGCAGCGGUCGUAGCAGCGGCGGCGAGGCUUAAUCAGAAGUGAUGUCAGUUUUCAGCGGAAGUGAAGGUUGUAAUGGUGAUACUGAACUGAUGGGGGUGGGAGAGUCGACAAGCAUCUUUUUUGUAUGUAUGUAUAUAUGCUGCAUGCUUGCUAGUUUCUGUUCCAUAUCAACGAACUGCGUUUUUGGUUUAAUCUAAUAUAAAAUUAACGGACUCGCGCAUUUGUAUGUUUA
Salvia miltiorrhiza (redroot sage) is the source of this 1247-nucleotide messenger RNA. Its product is annotated as late embryogenesis abundant protein D-34-like. The record is from RefSeq and is a predicted model, not a curated record. NCBI's taxonomy places the organism in Eukaryota, Viridiplantae, Streptophyta, Magnoliopsida, Lamiales, Lamiaceae. The transcript has 3 exons. The coding region runs from base 287 to 1057 and encodes 256 amino acids.